Molecule: messenger RNA, 1977 nt
Organism: Thermothielavioides terrestris NRRL 8126
Lineage: Eukaryota; Fungi; Ascomycota; Sordariomycetes; Sordariales; Chaetomiaceae
Exons: 3
Coding region: 1-1977 (658 amino acids)
Source: RefSeq, a predicted model, not a curated record
AUGGCGGCCAAGGCAAAGCCACAGGCCCAAUACCAGCACUUUGUGCCGCAGUUCCUGCUCAAGAACUUUGCCCAUCCAUACAAGCCCGAUGGCGGCGGCUCGAGACGGCGCAAGGACGGCGCGGGACGCAAGUUUGAGAAGGGCAUGUACCCCAACGACCCGGUCGUGCGGCAUCUCGACCUCGUCGCCGACCAGCCUGCCAUCUGCGAGAAGCCGGUCAAGCGCAUCCUCGGCCAGAUCAACGUGUACCAGGACACCAGCAAGCCGACGGACCAGCAGCAGCACAUCGAAGAGAUGCUCAGCAAACUGGAAGCCAGCGCAAGCCAGAUCAUCCGCAAAAUCACCAAGGCGUUCGAGCAGAAGGAGGCCGGCCUCUGGCUGACGCGUAGCGAGCGUGAUCUCCUACGCAAAUUCCUCUUCCUUCUCAAGUACCGCUCAGAUGGCUUCCGGCGCCGCUUCUUCCAUCAGGACCCGGAGAGCUACAGCGAGAACGACAGAUUACUGCUGCGCGAGUACAUGGCCAAGCACGGCUUCAAGCGGCCGCUGGAUGUCUGGUUCCACAACAUCAAGUGCAUCAUUGAGCUGGAGAUGGAUCCCGAGCGAAAAUGGGCUCGUGAGCUCCGCAACCGCAUGUAUCCCGAAGAUGCCCUCUGGUUCCUGAGCCACGUCGAGUUUUCGUACAUGGCCAUCUGCACGCCAUCCAACCCCGAGGACGAGUUUAUCCUCACGGACAACUGCUACGGUAUCUUCGAGGGACCUAACCACUACGUCCAGGAUGCCCACACAAGCGAGGUUGGCGGCGGAGCCUACACGCCACUCCACGAGUUCGCACCGCUGUCACCCAAGCUGGCCAUCGUCCUCCGAAGCCAUGUCCUGCCUAACCCGCUCGAGGAUGCAAACCCGAUCACCAAGGCCUGGCGCGAGUUUCAUCGAUUUCUCGCGGUCGACAUCGUCUACGACUAUGAAGUCACGUCGCUGCUGGCCGACCUCCCGAUUGAAAAAGCGACAAAUAACUAUACUCGCAUCGAGGACGGCCGCAUAUAUCCGCUCCGCCUCGAGAACUGGCGGCCAAGCCAAGACCACAAGUUCUGCUUCAGGUUCUUCCCUAUCAGCUCCGACCACGUGCACACCAUCAAUGCUAUCCUGCUCGACCAUGUUGCCCCCUGCACCUGCGUCGUGUUCGAGUCUCAGGCGAGCUUCGCGCGGACGUUGGAAUGGUACCUCACGGCCCCGUGCGACAUCGGGAAGAGAAUAUUCCCCUCAGACUUUGACGGCCGCGGGGCGUGCUUGAAGAAGUUGGAGAGCGUGUCGCGGAGCCUGGGGUCCGCAAAGGAGACAGUCUGGAUGAGCUUGCCGGACCCCCCGGCCGUGGACUACGAAGCGUUUCUCGCCGCAAGGUUAGAGCAAAAGCGGCUAAUGAAUCGCUGGUUGGACGGUGGCUCCGUCCACACCAUGAUGGAGGACCUAACGCAAGCCCAGAGAAUGUGGACGCUGCGAGUCAAAAUCGACGCGUGGUCCGAAGGUCGAGUCGACGAGAAGAUACGGCAGCGCAAUCGAGAGCUGCUCCUGGACGCCUAUCUGCGGCUCCCGCCGAGACGCGUGUGGUCGUUUGUCAAGUUCGCUAGGCUCUUCAUUCUCAGCUCCGAUCCGACCCUCGAUUACAAGCGCGAAGACGGCUUACCUGAAGCAGAGGACAUCGUGGCACGAGCCCCGUCAGGCAUCCCCGAGGUCGAGGAACUGGCCUGCCAGGCGCAGCGCGAGAUCGUGCGCAUGGGCGGGUUUAACAGUCCGGGACCGCGCAUAGGCACGUUUGGGCACGGGGAAAAGAUCGAGCUGCUGACUCGCGCCAUGGUCAGAGAGAGAUUCAUGGACGCCCUCAAGGGGAGGCUGGAGGAACCAGUGCUUCGAGAGCUCCGCUCUGUCCUCUUCGGGAUUGCCUAUCCGACUCCUCCCCCCGGUUGGCAGUGCAGCUCUUGA